This is a messenger RNA of Cryptococcus deneoformans JEC21, 949 nucleotides long. RefSeq lists its product as hypothetical. The record is from RefSeq and is a predicted model, not a curated record. Lineage: Eukaryota; Fungi; Basidiomycota; Tremellomycetes; Tremellales; Cryptococcaceae. Bases 148 to 909 code for a protein of 253 amino acids. Gene Ontology annotation, biological process: mitochondrial respiratory chain complex IV assembly. Gene Ontology annotation, cellular component: mitochondrial inner membrane. The transcript is spliced from 8 exons.
UUAAAAAAUAUUCUCAGUUUACACGCGUAGAAUAUCCAUUUUCGUCCCAGACGUAAAAUACAAAAGACGGGUGUAAAGUUGCCGGGGUAUUCAAUCUGAUAUCCACAUCCACAUCUCACACCCCACACCAAAAAGAGACAAUUCACGAUGCACCUCGCACGACUGCCCCUCCCCCGCCCCGCCGCCCGCGCCGCCAUCCGACACCUCUCCACACGCUCCCCUCCCCCGCCGCCGCCGCCGCACCAGCCCCAGCCCACAUCGUUCACCGCCAAAGCCUCGCCGCGCCAGACCCUCUCCCACCCCGAGGAGAUCAGGGGUAUGCCCCCGCUCAGCCCUCGCGACGCCGUCAACAAGGGCAAGGCUGAUACCGUCACUGUCGGCGAGAGGGGCAAGGGCAGGGAUGGGAAGGAGGUCUUUGAGGCGUUUGAAGGGCCGAGCAAGCCGAGGUUGAUUUAUGAGCGGCCGGGAGGGAGGGAGUUGCCCAAAGUCAGGGGAACGGCGCCUUUCGUCAUCGCACUCGGUCUCCUCGGCUUGGGCUGGGGUCUUUUCAUCCUCCACGCCACCAACUCGGAACGCCUUUCAUCGUCUGUACUCCGUCAGGCGACUUUCCAAUUGCGAAACUCGAAAGAAGUGAUUGCGCUUUUGGGUGAAAACGUCAGGUUGGUGGAAGAGUGGUGGGCGUUGGGAGCACCUUGGAUCUCUGGAACUAUCAACUUGAUGCAAGGCCGGGUCGAUUUGAGCUUUCGAAUAAGAGGCAGCAAGGGCGCUGGAACUGUAUACUUUACUUCCAUCAGGCCCCAGGAGCAAGGUGCUUGGCGAAUAGUCCGAUACAAGGUUAUCGCAGACGAUGGACAAGUGAUCAGGCUGGAAGACCAAGCAAUCAGGCCCGAGCAAAAAGGUGCAAAAUAACGAAAACGGCCGAGUGUACAAAAAUUCAUGCAUUUUCCAU